Messenger RNA from Pelobates fuscus (common spadefoot toad), 2525 nucleotides. It is a transcript of the gene PNKP, whose product is annotated as polynucleotide kinase 3'-phosphatase. The transcript has 17 exons. Lineage: Eukaryota; Metazoa; Chordata; Amphibia; Anura; Pelobatidae. Gene Ontology annotation, biological process: DNA repair. Gene Ontology annotation, cellular component: nucleus. The record is from RefSeq and is a predicted model, not a curated record. Bases 81 to 1871 code for a protein of 596 amino acids. Gene Ontology annotation, molecular function: polynucleotide 3'-phosphatase activity; ATP-dependent polydeoxyribonucleotide 5'-hydroxyl-kinase activity; double-stranded DNA binding.
CGGAAUCUUAUGCGAGUGACACCGAGCUGCAGCAGCAGAUUGCGGAAGUAGCGUGGAGCAGCCUUGGCUUGUGUCUGGCUAUGAAGUGCUUUUUGAAAAGUGUUGAUGGAAGACAUGAUCCCAUUCCUCUUCCCGAUGGUGUUGAAGUUAUUCUUGGGAGAGGACCACAAACUUGUAUAACCGACAGGAAAUGUUCUAAAGAACAAGUUGAACUUGUGGCGAAUUUUGAGAAACGAGUGCUACGUGUCAAACAGCUUGCAGGAAACCCAACAAUGGUUGGAGAGGUAAGGCUGAAGAAGGGGGAGAGUGCGUUGAUGAAAGAAGAUCAGGUUCUUCUCAUGGUAAAUUCCCUUCACCCUUACACCAUGGUCUUUGAAGAAGACAAUACCAAGGAACCAACUACCUCUAGGAAAUCCAGAGCACCUGCUAAGGUUCCCAAGCCUCCAGCUCAUACUGGAUCUCCAAGGAAGACAAUAGUAGAUUUCUUUGGUGCCUCUGCAUCUGAAAGUCAAAAAAGGCGUCCUCGAGGUGAAGAAAACUCCAAACCUGUCAGCAAGAAGCCAAAGUAUCAAGAAAAUGCUUCAGAGGCUACAGAAAAGCAAGAAGAUUCAGCCGAUGAAGAGGAGAUUGCUAAGAAACUGAAAGACCUGCAGGAGACUGCUGCCAAGGCCAAUACGACAAAAAUAAGUACGAGCCAGACAUCGUCUGAAGUAUCGAGAGGAAAUCCAUGCAGCAAGGAUUCCUGGGAGGAACACGGAAAACUUCUGGUGUUUAGCAAGAAAGGUGUUCAGGCCUCUUCCAAGAUUGCGGGGUUUGACAUUGAUGGAACAAUAAUUACUACCAAGUCAGGAAAAGUCUUCCCCACCAGCCCUGAUGAUUGGAGAAUUUUAUAUCCAGAGGUGCCAAGAAAAUUGAAAGAGCUUCUGGUUGAAGGGUAUAAGGUGGUCUUCAUUACUAAUCAGAUGGGAAUUAGCCGUGGUAAACUGCGCCCCGAAGUUUUUAAAGCCAAAGCUGAAGCAAUUUUAGAUAAAUUGGGAAUUCCUGUACAGAUCUUUGUUGCAACAGGUAUGGGAAUGUACCGUAAACCUGUGACUGGAAUGUGGGAUUACCUGUGUGAAAAGGGUAAUGAUGGGAUCCCUGUACAGAAGGAAGACUGUCUUUAUGUGGGAGAUGCUGCUGGACGUCCUGCAAACUGGGCUCCUGACCGCAAAAAGAAAGAUUUCUCCUGCAGCGACCGUCUGUUUGCAUUGAAUAUUGGAUUAAAGUUCUCAACACCAGAAGAGUUUUUCUUGGGCUGGAAGACUGCUCCGUUUCAGUUACCUAAUUUUGAUCCGAGGACUUUAGAUCCAAAUGCACCACUGCACGAUCCAGCUGCUAGUCUGGUUUCCCCAUCUACAGAAGUGGUAGUCACAGUUGGUUUUCCUGCAGCUGGAAAGUCCAAAUUUGUAAAAGAUUACCUUGUUCCAAAGGGUUACGUUUGUGUCAACAGGGAUACACUUGGGACUUGGCAAAAAUGUGUGGCCGGCUGUGAAGAGGCUUUGAGAAAUGGAAAGAGCGUAGUCGUUGAUAACACAAAUCCUGACCUGGAGUCUCGUAGCAGAUACAUCAAUUGUGCGAAAAAUGCUGGCGUACCGGUGAGGUGUUUUGAGUUAACAGCCACUGUAGAGCAGGCGAAGCACAACAACCGGUUCCGAGAGAUGAGUCAGAAGGGACACGUAUCUGUGAAUGAUAUGGUCAUCAACAGCUACAAGAGUAAGUUCGUAGCACCCUCUGUGAGUGAAGGCUUCAGUGAAAUUGUGAAAAUCAAUUUUGUGCCCCGUUUUAAGGAUGCGUUGGAAGAAUCUUUGUAUCGCCAAUUCUCAGAGGGCUGACAGUUCAAACCCCCCCAUGUAUGUCAAAAAUGUUUGUGUUGCCACUCAGAAAUACUGUGCUAAAAUGUGAACAGUAAUCAAAGGCAAAUCUAUCCACGCAGCAGUAGGACAAAAAACAAACAAAAUUAUUUUAAUAAAUAGAAUGUCUUUCCAAGACAUAUAAUCUUCCUAUAGUAGUGAUAUCAAUUCUUCUAUAAAUAAUUUAAGGAGACACUCCAGGCUGAAACACUUAUUUUAUCUUUUUAAUACAUUCCCAAAACGCACGUUUCCGUUGAAAUAAAUCCUGUUAAAAGGUAAUAGUUUAUGCCACUCACAGCUUUUCUCUUGGUCCAAUCUACCGCUCUUCUGCUAAAAUCCUCAUACAAUAUGCUGCAUCACAAGCCAAUGCUGUUGCUCCCAUUGAGAUUAUUUGGACAGCACACUUGGUUUCACUUGGAAGCUUUACCAGUGUGCUGUAUAUGCACUUAUUGAUCCUAUAGAAACCAGUGAUGUUGGCAUGCCUAUCAGUGAGUGUAUAUCUGUGCUGCCGGGCUCUGGUGUUCACUCAAGGCAAAGGGUAAAGCAAGUCCCGAGUCGCACACUAAGUAACUUUAUUCAUGAUUCCAUUUCCGAGUCUGCAUAAUUUCCUUAUGUAAGCCCCCUUUUUUUUUAUUA